Messenger RNA from Physella acuta, 3172 nucleotides. RefSeq names its product heat shock factor protein 4. Gene Ontology annotation, molecular function: DNA-binding transcription factor activity; sequence-specific DNA binding. Lineage: Eukaryota; Metazoa; Mollusca; Gastropoda; Physidae. Gene Ontology annotation, biological process: regulation of DNA-templated transcription. The record is from RefSeq and is a predicted model, not a curated record.
CAGAUUAUUAUACAUAUCCGGAACGAAUUUUUGCUCUGAGUGCAUGAAAUAGAGUUGUUGCUGUUGACUAUUAUUGUAAUCAUGUAUUCUGCCGUCGAAAAUAAUGCAGGAAAUGUUCCUGCGUUUUUAAUCAAACUUUGGACACUUGUAGAAGACCCAUCAACAGAUGAACUUAUUCAUUGGGACUCAAGUGGCACAAGUUUUCAUGUAUAUGACCAACAGAGGUUUUCUAGAGAAAUUCUACCCCUAUAUUUCAAACACAACAAUAUUGCAAGCUUUGUUCGACAAUUAAACAUGUAUGGAUUUCGGAAAGUCACACAUAUCGACCAAGGAGGGCUAAAAAUAGAAAAAGAUGAUCUAGAAUUUUCACACCAGUUUUUCCAAAGAGGCGAGCAGGAUAUGCUGCAGUAUAUCAAACGAAAGGUUUCAAAUCCAGCAGUUCGGACUACUGAUCACUUAGCACCAUCUAAAACGGAUGAAGUUUCUCGGGUAUUAGCUGAUAUGAAACAAGUCAAAACUAAACAAGAUUCAAUGGAUCAGAAUUUAGAGUACAUUAAAAGAGAAAAUAAGUUGUUGUGGCGAGAAGUUGCUAUGUUGAGGCAAAAACACCACAAGCAACAACAGAUAGUGAAUAAGCUAAUACAGUUCCUAGUUUCUUUGGUAAGCUCCAACAGAACAGGCCUGACAAUCCCAACUAUUCGCAGAGUACCUCUUGCCAUUAAUGAUGUUAGUCAGCUGGCCAGACAAGAAUCUGCCGGCGAACAAACCUUUAAUGAUCAGGACCUCAAAGAUGCAUCACAAAGUCUUCACAUUGAUUCAUCUCCAUCUCAUAGUAUUAACAAAGAUGACCAGUUUGGGGAUGAAGCCUAUACUAUUGAAUCUCCAAAGAUUGGAGACUACCUGAUACCUAGUACACCAAGUAGCACUGGGCCAAUCAUACAUGAACUAACAGACAAUACUCAGACCAUUUUAGUACCAGCUUCAGCAGUUACAUUGGUGAAACAAGAUGAAAAUUCUGAUGACUUUUUGCAAUCCAUUCUUUCAAAUGAACAAGCAAUAAACCCGACCCCUGCUGUGGCUAAUAGAAACAUAUCACGGUUGUCACAGUCCCCACCACUGUUGUCUCAGCCCAUACCCACAGUUAUGGUGGGUCAGCCGGAUGGCGCAAACUUUUUGCUGUCUCCUAAAAUUGAAGCUGCCCCCUCCUUAGAGGAUGCAUUAAAUUUUGGUCUCAAUGUGGCGGCGUCAAGUUCAGACUCACUGGGUUCCACAUCCCAGCAGACAAAUGCAGGAUCACAGAAGAGAAAAAGAAAGAUAGCCACACUGCCACCAGUGAACACAAAGAAAGCCAACACAAACCAAAACAAUAUAGACCCCGCUAAGGGUAACAUCUCUCAAGACCAAGCAGCAACUCUGAAGAAUCUGGUCAUGGCCAAUUCUGACCUCAACUCUACUGCCCCAGAACAAAGCUACACUGGUGCCACUACAUCAGAUGCCAGCCUAGCUUUGGCUGCAUCUAAAGAUACUGAUGAUUUUACUCUCAGUUCAGAUCAGCUGGACCUACUGUCUUCAGAUUUAGAUGGGCUGAAAGGGAUACUUCAAGAUCAGUACAAGGUGGACCCAACUUUUCUUAUGGAGCUUUUUGACUCUUCUAAUCCAUGGCCACUGUCUUCAGAAAAGGAUUUUGAUGACCUUAGAGGAGACCAGGACAGAGAUGAAGCAGGAACGUCAGGGAAUGGAAAUAUCACAGACAUUAAAUUGAGACAUUAGGGACAGAGCUUGUGGAAUACAACCCUAGAGAUGACUUAUUUCCUGAACUAUUGGAUGAUAAUAUCAUGGGGGAUAUUGAUGACAUUGAUUAACUGUAAACUUUCUGAAGAAAGUUGUCAGACAGAGGCUGCUAUAGUCAAGUACAACAAUGGACCUGCACUAAGCUGGGCUGGAAGACAGUUGAACUACAGCUUUGCCAUGCAUUGUCCUGGCUAUCACCCCGCCUAUCAUAGCUUUACCAUGUUUGCUUGGUUGCUGAUGGAGGAUUCAACUACUGCUUGUUGCUGACAAAAACAUUGCCUAACUUAAUGGAACAUAUGCUAAUGGUUAAGGUCCCUAAAGGAAAUGUAUAUGCAAUUAUUUAUUGUGUGUAUACUUCCUGUUACUGCUUCUAUUUUUAUAGACAAUCAUAUGGCAUAAUUAGGGUAUGUAAGAAAUCAUUAGUUAACAUUGAUUGCUGAAACUGUAUUGAUAUGCCAGACUAGCCAUAUAUAUAGUGAUGUUUGUGAAAUAUGUUUGUUACUUUUACAGACAGUUGAUAGAGUUCUAAAAAGGCAGUAAAAUGUUGUUUCUGCUUGAUAUUUGAAAAAAAUACUAUUAUGAAUAGUUAAUAUUUAGUAAUUGGGAUAUGUGUUAACUUAUGAACAGUAUGAUUUGUUUGUAUUUAAAUUUUGAUGCUGAAACAAUGAUGUAAAGGAUUUGCUUCACCAUAUUUAUUUCAACACCACAGUCUCAAAAAUUUAUAUGUAACUCUCAUUAACAUUUAUUAACAACAUCAGUCUCAUUCAUAUAAUUUUUAUUUUAUAUUUUUACAAUAAUUUGAGCACAAAGAAGGAUAAAAAUUGGCAUUGUUUUACUAUAGAUAUUAUUUAAAAGAAAAUCAACAUGAACUAAUAGAAAUCCAAGCCAAGGCUAGGCCUGAUUCCUUUUAAAUGAACUACAUUUUCUAGUUUGGUCAUUUUAAAGCAAAAUGUUUAGAGGGAUUAGAUAUAUCUACUUAAAUAAAUGUAUUACUGUUUAUCUUUUUGGUACAAAAAUAGCUUUAAAUAAAUCAAGACAAGUGGUUGUUUGGUUGAAUUCAUGUAGAGGUUGUUCACUGUUGCUACUACAGAAGACUGUUUGGGUGGUGCCUUUUUUUGUUUUCAGAAUGUUGCAAACAUUUUAGUUUAUUAUUCCUGUCCAGGCUAUUAGUCUUUGGUUUUGAACAUUGAAACAUUUUGUUCUUUACUUCAUGGUUAGUUUUAAAGAUGAAUAACAUGUCAGCUGUUUGUUAAAAAAAAUCAUUGGAAGUUUAUGGCUGGUCUUAGAAUAAUAGACAAACAUUGAAGUAAAUUGUAUUUGUUUCGUUUUUUAAAUAUAUUUUUUUUUAAAAAGAAUUUCCAAAAAUAAAAUACAUUUCAGA